AUGGCGGCUCCCCAGCGCAACCAGCCCUCGAUGGGCGACUCACUCAAGUUGCCGCACUCGGUGAGCCUGAAGGUGCUGAGGCUCUCGCGGCCAUCGCUGGCAACGCAGUACCCGCUGCCCAACUCGCAGGAGCUUGGGAUCUCGCCCAAAGCCUCGCUCGCAUACCCGUCCGAUGCUAACAGGAACGACACGUUUAUCCUCAGCCCCGCCCUCAACCUCCCCGAAGCCUUCGGCAGCGCCUACGUCGGCGAGACGUUCUCGUGCACCCUGUGCGCCAACAAUGAGCUGCGCCCCUCGGAUAGCACAAAGUCGGUCAGUGGCGUGAGGAUACAGGGCGAUAUGCAGACGCCGUCAAAUCCCACAGGGGCGCCUCUAGACCUCGCAUGGGCAGACGGCGAGCUCGACGGCGCCGCGUCCCCCGCACCGGGCGAGUCACUGCAGCGGAUAUUGCGGUUCGAGCUCAAAGAGGAGGGCAACCACGUCCUGGCAGUUACCGUCGCAUACACCGAGACAGCGCUGGGAGAAGGCAAGGCCUCGGGUGGCCGGGUGCGCACGUUCCGCAAGCUGUACCAGUUCGUUGCGCAGCAGCUGCUGAGCGUGCGGACCAAGGCCGGAGAGCUGAGCAAGACAGACGGCAUGUCGAGAUACCUUCUAGAGGCCCAGCUGGAGAACAUGGGCGAGGCUGCUGUCUGCUUGGAGGCCGUCACAGUCAAUCCGAAACCGCCCCUGAAAUCAACAUCUCUAAAUUGGGACAUGCCUUCCCCAGGAUCCACGCAGGCUAAAGCCCCUAUACUCACACCCCGCGACGUGAUUCAAGUAGCGUUUCUGCUGGACGAGCAACCCGACGCUUCAGAGUCGCAUGACGAGGCCUCAACGGCAGGUGAUGACUCCAGGAAGGUUCUCGGACAAUUAGCUAUUCAAUGGCGGAGCGCACUGGGCGACCGCGGGUCCCUGAGCACCGGUUGGCUGACCAGCCGACGAUGA
Messenger RNA from Didymella exigua CBS 183.55, 984 nucleotides. RefSeq lists its product as uncharacterized. The transcript is spliced from 3 exons. NCBI's taxonomy places the organism in Eukaryota, Fungi, Ascomycota, Dothideomycetes, Pleosporales, Didymellaceae. The record is from RefSeq and is a predicted model, not a curated record. The coding region runs from base 1 to 984 and encodes 327 amino acids. Gene Ontology annotation, cellular component: TRAPPIII protein complex.